Messenger RNA from Cinclus cinclus, 485 nucleotides. It is a transcript of the gene GADD45G, whose product is annotated as growth arrest and DNA damage inducible gamma. Gene Ontology annotation, biological process: regulation of cell cycle. The record is from RefSeq and is a predicted model, not a curated record. The transcript is spliced from 4 exons. Lineage: Eukaryota; Metazoa; Chordata; Aves; Passeriformes; Cinclidae. Gene Ontology annotation, cellular component: cytoplasm; nucleus. The coding region runs from base 1 to 480 and encodes 159 amino acids.
AUGACUCUGGAGGACGUCCACGGACAGCAGCCCAUGCCUGCGGGCCACGACUGGAUGCAGGGCGCCGGCACGGCCCUCCACGAGCUGCUGGUGUCGGCGCAGCGCCGAGGCUGCCUCACCGCCGGCGUCUACGAGUCGGCCAAGCUGAUGAAUGUCGACCCCGACAACGUCGCGUUCUGCGUGCUGGCCGCGGACCAAGAGGACGAGGGCGACAUCGCCCUGCAGAUCCAUUUCACUCUGAUCCAAGCCUUCUGCUGCGAGAACGACAUCGACAUCGUGCGUGUGAACGACGUGGCCAAGCUGGCGGCUAUCGUGGGGCCCAGCGAGGACUCCGGGGAGCCGCGGGAUCUGCACUGCAUCCUCAUCACGAACCCGAAUGAGGAAGGCUGGAAGGACCCAGCUCUGGAGAAGCUGAACUUGUUUUGCGAAGAGAGCCGAAAUGUCAAUGACUGGGUGCCAACUAUCACCCUGCCUGAGUGAUGGUC